Messenger RNA from Filobasidium floriforme, 829 nucleotides. RefSeq lists its product as uncharacterized. The record is from RefSeq and is a predicted model, not a curated record. Gene Ontology annotation, cellular component: proton-transporting V-type ATPase, V0 domain. Bases 65 to 556 code for a protein of 163 amino acids. The transcript has 7 exons. Gene Ontology annotation, biological process: proton transmembrane transport. Lineage: Eukaryota; Fungi; Basidiomycota; Tremellomycetes; Filobasidiales; Filobasidiaceae. Gene Ontology annotation, molecular function: proton-transporting ATPase activity, rotational mechanism.
CUCGUCUGGUUACUUAACGCCCACUCACUGCUAGACAUACUUCCAUAAACGUCGAUCGGAAAUCAUGUCGGAACUCUGUCCACCUUGGGCCCCAUUCUUCGGCUUUGCCGGAGUAACAGCCGCCAUGGUCCUCUCCACAGUCGGAGCAGCUUACGGGACCGCCAAAGCAGGGAUCGGUAUCGCCGGGUUAGGGCAGGUCAGGCCGGACCUGAUGAUGAAGAGUUUGAUCCCCGUCGUCAUGAGCGGUAUCAUCGCAGUCUACGGCCUAGUAGUCUCCGUCCUCAUCGCAGGUUCCCUCACGCCUACCGAGCCUUAUUCUCUUUUCGGCGGGUUCAUCCACUUGGGAGCGGGAUUGGCUUGUGGGAUGACGGGGUUGGCGGCUGGGUAUGCGAUUGGGAUCGUCGGAGAUGCUUGCGUCCGAGCGUAUUUAUACGAAUCGAGGGUGUUCGUCUCGAUGGUCCUUAUUCUCAUUUUCGCCGAGGUCAUCGGUCUGUACGGCCUCAUCGUAGCGUUGAUCCUGAACACGAGGGUCGGGGAGGCUUCUUGUGCUUAUUAGAGUCCGAAAUCUGUUGGAGCUGGUUGGAAUUUGGCGGUCCUGUCUUUCAAACGAAACCUUGGGAGGACUGAGCAGGAAAGACAGAUCCGAGGAUAGAGACAGGGACCGGGCCGAGAACGGAGGCAAGACAGGCAAGAAGGCGAUCCUGAUGGAUAAGUAGAAGCCUUUGCAGGGACAGAGGGUAGACGUAGAGAGAAUGUAUUUCUUUUUUCCUUUCGAUUUGAUACCUAUUUGCAGCACUACCGAGUGAGGGCAUGAACCCGCCAGAUAACA